GUUAAAAUACUUCAUUCGAUUGAAUCAAGAUGUGGAUUACAGACGCCUGCAAGGCUGUCGUCUUGUCCUUCGUGGCGGUAUUCCACUACCCGUCCGUCUCAGACGAGGGCCCUCAUCAAGAUGUCAUGACCUUCACCCACGGGCACUCCACACCAAAGAUUGACUACCCAUAUUUCGACUCACCAAGUGGUCCUGACCAGGACGGCAAGGUCUUCACAUGCAACUACACCGACCUCAAAGGCUGGAAGCCAUGCACAACUGCAGAUGAUCGCUCGUGUUGGUUGAAAGGUCCGUAUGGGCAAAACUUCACUAUUAACACAGACUAUGAGAACUUCUGGCCAAUUGGAAUAACAAGAGAGUACCACCUCAACGUUACUGACCAAUCCAUCAAUGGCGAUGGUGUUGAUAAUCCAUUCGGCAAGGUUUUCAACGGCAAGUAUCCCGGCCCUUGGAUCCAAGCCUGCUGGGGCGACCUCAUCAAAGUCACGGUGCACAACCAUCUCAAGUACAAUGGUACAACUAUCCACUGGCACGGUCUCCGACAACUGGAGACCUUUGAGAUGGAUGGUGUCAACGGCGUGACUCAAUGCCCCAUUGCACCUGGUGACAGUUAUACCUACACCUUCCGUGCUGUUCAGUACGGUACUUCAUGGUACCAUAGCCAUUAUUCUCUGCAGUAUGCUGAUGGCUUGGCUGGCCCUAUCACUAUUUACGGGCCUUCUUCUGCGCCGUUCGAUGAGGGACGAAAUCCAAUUCUUAUCACCGAUUGGAGUCAUCGCAGUGCGUUCCAGUCUUGGCAGAGGGAGCUUGUGCCGAAUCCUACGAGACCUAUGAUGAAUGGUGUUUUAAUCAAUGGCGUGGGGAACUUUGCUGGUAGUUUCCCUCGUGAGCGGUUCAACAUGACUGUGACCAAGGGCAGGAAAUAUGUUCUUCGUGUGAUCAACACCUCUGUGGAUACAACAUGGAUCUUCAGUAUCGACAAUCACAACUUCACUGUUAUGUCGACCGACUUUGUGCCGAUCCAUCCUUACUCAGUCUCUCACAUUGUCCUCGGAAUCGGCCAGAGAUAUCACAUUGUCCUGGAUGCAAACCCCACCAACACCACAAAAAUGCCCGCAAACCCCGAUGGAAACUACUGGAUUCGGACCGUCGGAGCAACUCGCUGCAAGGGCUUCGAGCCAGGCAAUGAGCCUGAUGAGCGACAAGGUAUUCUACGGUACAAUGCAUCAAGCAAACUUGUUCCAACAACGUUCCGAGAGGACUAUUCCUUGGAAUGUCGAGAUGAAGCAUAUGAUCGACUCAGCCCGGUUUACGAGUGGAAUGUUGACCCUGUCAAGAUCAACUACACCAAGAGCCAGUUCGACAUUGGUCUAGCGAAGUUUGCACACAGGCCUGAGCUGAUGGACAACUUCACCUGGUGGGCCUUUGGCGAGAAUCCUCUCUGGUUGAACUUCUCCAACCCUACUAUUCUGAAUCUCAAGAACACCACAUGGAAUCCCGACUAUGCUGUGGAUCUGGUGGUACCUGACUCGAAGAAAGAUAAAUGGGUCUACAUCGCUAUCACAGCCCCUCCGGCUCCCAUUCAGACCAAACCCAACAGAGCUUUUGCUCCCGUUGCUCAUCCUCUCCAUCUUCACGGUCACGACUUUGCCCUUCUAGCGCAAGGUACCAACUUCUCAGACCUGGACACAGGAAAGGUCAAUCUCAAGUUCAACAACCCUCCUCGUCGAGAUGUUGCGCUUCUUCCCGCCGGAGGAUAUCUCGUCGUUGCCUUCAAGGCCGACAACCCUGGUUCUUGGCUGUUCCACUGCCAUAUUGCGUGGCAUGCGUCUAGUGGUCUGGCGAUUCAGAUCCUGGAGCAACAGACGUUGCUGAAUAGGAUCUUGGAUCAGUAUCCUGAGAAGAUGAAGGAGGUGAAUAGAGUCUGUGAUAACUGGAAUAAGUGGUUCAAGAAUGAUACGAACCUUUGGAAUGCCCAUAUCUUCCAGGAUGACUCGGGUAUCUAAUGGGCACAAUAUGAGACAGACUGGAGGUUGAGAGUCACGAGAUUGACUGGAUAGUAUGUAAAGACAUAAAGAGAUUC
Messenger RNA from Fusarium oxysporum Fo47, 2083 nucleotides. RefSeq names its product multicopper oxidase-domain-containing protein. Lineage: Eukaryota; Fungi; Ascomycota; Sordariomycetes; Hypocreales; Nectriaceae. Gene Ontology annotation, molecular function: oxidoreductase activity; copper ion binding. The record is from RefSeq and is a predicted model, not a curated record. The coding region runs from base 30 to 2006 and encodes 658 amino acids. The transcript is spliced from 6 exons.